Molecule: messenger RNA, 3225 nt
Organism: Anoplophora glabripennis (Asian longhorned beetle)
Lineage: Eukaryota; Metazoa; Arthropoda; Insecta; Coleoptera; Cerambycidae
Product: EEF1A lysine methyltransferase 1
Exons: 4
Coding region: 373-1020 (215 amino acids)
Molecular function (GO): protein-lysine N-methyltransferase activity
Source: RefSeq, a predicted model, not a curated record
GCGGGUCAAGCCCACGGUCCGUAAAAAAGACGCUAUGUGAAAAGACGGUCGAGUCCCAGAUUAAUUUGAAUUAAUCUGGGACUUUACCAUUUCUUUAGGGUGAAUGCCAAAGAGAAGAAGAAGAAGAAGUAGCAUUUCUUUGUUAAAAAAAUAAAAACAAUUUUGGAAAGGGGAAAUUGUAUAUAACCUAAAAAUGGUGGUAUUUAUUUGUGUUUGAUGACGAAGUUUCGAGUUGCAUUAUUAAAAGUAUAAUUAAUUUAUUUUACAAAAUACUUAACAGUUCUUGGCCUUUAGUAAUCAAAAAUCAAUAUUUACCAGUCUAAUUUGUCUACUUACCUAAUUAAGGAGGUCAAACAUUAAUAGAUUUAAAAUAUGUCUAUAUCUGAAGACGAAGACUUACCUCAGUUAUCUUCAGAAACAUUUGCAGGUUUACAAGAAUUUUAUAAAGAGCAAGAGGAUCGUGAAAAACGUUUAGAAUUACUAGCCUCAGAGACGAUAAAUGGCGACGUAACAAUUCAUGAAAAUUGGCAACUAAGUCAAUUUUGGUAUGAUGACAGAACUAUUGAAGCGUUAGUCGAUGUUGCUAUAAAAGCUGCAGGUUCAAACGGAAAUAUUGCUCUAGUAUCUUGUCCAAGUUUAUAUAGAAAACUAAAAGAAAAAGCUGACCCUAACUGUGAUAUAACACUGUUUGAGUAUGAUAAAAGAUUUGCCAUGUACGGUAAAGAUUUUAUAAUGUAUGAUUACAAGUUUCCAUUGGCAAUACCUAGAGAUAAGUCUAGUUAUUACGAUAUCGUAUUAGCAGAUCCUCCAUUUCUAUCAGAAGAAUGUUUAACAAAGACUGCUGUAACUAUCAAAUUUUUAACAAAAAGGAAAAUUUUAUUAUGCACAGGUGCUAUAAUGGCAGAUUUAGUACGGAGGUUAUUGGAUUUAAAAAAGAGCUCAUUCGAGCCAAAACACGCAAAUAACUUAGCUAACGAAUUCUGGUGCUAUACAAAUUUUAACAUAGACGAUGUAUUGUGAUAAAAUGAAACAAAAAAAAUUUGUAAUCAUUUUUAUUGUUUAAGUGAUAUGUUUGCAUGAAAUGUAUGUGAAUAUACAACAAAUAUAAAAGCUGUCAAAAAGCCAACAAAUUUCAUAAUGAAACAGCGUGGAUAUAAAAUUCUUUUAACUUUAUAAACUUGUAACAUAUUUAUACAUUCUUGCAAUAUAAAAAAUUAAACGGAAUAAAGUUUUGUUACCUCUCCCAGAUCUAUUUUGACUAGAAUAUUGCCCUUAACUAGCGUUGGGCACUAUCGAAUAAAAAUUAGUUAACAAACGGGUUUGUCGAUGAGCGCAAUUACUAAUUAUUCGAUAGUUUCCAUCACCACCUUUAACCAUAACCCACAACCUGAGUAACAAAUACAAAGACAAAAAAAAUUAAGUAUCGCUUUUUUUCUAUUUUACUAAUAGCACAUACAUUAAAGGCCCCACUACAGAUGCAAUAUCUUGGUCCCGCCAGAUUUGCUCUACCUCGGAAUAACUAUUUUCCCUUCUUUAUAGAUUCAAGAAAGUGUAAGUUAAGCUGAAUUCCAGCAUAUUCGAAAUUAACUUUGGAUUCGAUAAAGAUCCAUCACUUCUGAGAUUUAAAAUAAAGAGGACAGAGAAAUUUAUAAGCUUUCUGCAAGUAUAUUAUGAUUAAAAUAUAAGAUAUUACAUCUUGAAAUUGUUGAUACUAAAUUCAGAAAAAUUCUUAACACAUUGCAUGCCAAAAAUGAACAAAAUGACCAGUCGUGUCAAAACAACACGAACAAUGUAUAAAGUAAGCAAAUUUUUUAAGUUAAAUAUUUUCAAAAUCUCAAAGAUAAAGAAAUUUCUCAUUUACACAGGGGCGGAUCCAGAGACGGAUUUUAGGGGAAAAUAAAGGUUGUACAGAAGAUUGAGAACCGAGUUUAGAAUUUCAGUAUAUGGGUUUAUUUUUAUGACUGGUUCUUGUCGUUCUAUUUGUACCGAAAUUAAAAUAAUUUGGACUGUUUGGAAGUGGGAUAUUUCGACAGAUCCGCCCUGGUCUAUGAUAUUGUUCCCAAAUUAUUUCCACAGCAUUUUCUAUGUUUUCACAUAAUUCCUCAACUGUAUUCAUUUUAGUCUCGUAAAUCAAACUUUUUCAUGUAACCCUGUACGUAAAAAUCAGACUAUAAUCUGGCGAACUUGGAGUCCACGAUAUUGGUCCAUUAUGUCUAACUUUGUUUUUAAUAAAAAGAGUUAUUUUUGAGAUUUCAAAAGAAUAUGAUUGUAAAAUGUGCUUAUUUUGUCACCUUCUUUGUCGGGUUAAAAGAAAAUAUUCAACUUAAAAAAUGCAGUACAUGAAUGACAUGGCACAUGUGUUAAUACUUAAUAUUCUCAGAGAUGUUAAAAAUAAUGAAAAAAAAAAAAACAUUUAUAUUCUAACUCAUCUUUUUUUUAGCAAAUCCGGUGCUUUAAAAGUUUAUAAGUCACUGCUAGCGACUGAUAAAUGCAUAAAAUAAGAAACUCGCAAAUAUAACGAUACUUAAAUAAUAAAUAUACUUUGCUACCUUUAUAUAACUCUUAAUUUAAAUAGUUUUCUUGCGAAAGCAUACUUUUGAUUGAUUAUUAGCAAUAUUUGAAACAUAAAAUCAAGUACAUAAUUUCAAUCUGGUGUUAUUAUCCUUCUUCACAUUAUUUUCUUUUGUCAUCACGUGUUUUCAAAACGUCGUCAAACUAUUUACAAAACCACAACCAUUCUCAGCUGGAACACUUUUGUAACAACCGUCAACACAGUAUAGGCCUAUUAUUUCGCAAACAGAUAUACUUCAGAGAAUUUGUUUUGUAUAAAAAGAUUUGAUGUUUAUAAAAUAAUUAAAAGCAUGUUUUUACAAAUAAGAAAAUAAUAAUUGUGAUUCAAUUUUACCAAUUCCUGUCUCAUACAGAACAAAUUCUUCAGGUGCUACAAAUAAUCAAUUUUGUAAUCUUUUGGUUAUUACAAUUAAUAUACAGUCUUACGUAUCAUUGCAUUAGAUAACAUAUGUAUAUUUACGCCAACUUUGGUUAAUAAUGGUUUUAACUAUUUACACAUUUACUACGUUAUACUCAGUAAAAUUAAACAAAAUUGCUUACCGUGAAAAUAAAUAAAAUCUAAGCUACAUCCUAGUCUAUCAGUAUAUCACUAAAGAUUUUGAUAUUCCUGUUACAUGAUUAUUAAAAUAUUUGUUAUAUUGUUUCUUUUGACAU